This is a messenger RNA of Haliotis rubra (blacklip abalone), 3235 nucleotides long. Its product is annotated as fibrous sheath CABYR-binding protein-like. The record is from RefSeq and is a predicted model, not a curated record. The transcript has 4 exons. NCBI's taxonomy places the organism in Eukaryota, Metazoa, Mollusca, Gastropoda, Lepetellida, Haliotidae. Bases 98 to 2797 code for a protein of 899 amino acids.
UGUGACGUCAUUGUCAAUAACGGGCGUUUACCUGGAAACACAGAUACAAAUAUGGUGAUGAAAAUUCACACAUCUCUGAAUCAAUAAUGAUUCUACCAUGAGUUCACCCUAUAGUGAGCACCACAAACAUAGAAUACAUUCACCGAAUCAACGACGAUCACCCGCAGGCACCAUGAAUGUGGCUGAGAAAAUGUACUGGCGGCAAAAGCUGCCCCUUGGCUUCCAGUAUUACCUGGAGCGAAUGUCACGCAGCAUCAUCAGGGGGCUGCCAGACAAUGUCUAUGAGUUUGCAGCUGUAUACCUGGAGGAAAAACUUGUAGAGAGAAAUGCUGAGAUCCAGCGCCUGCCAGAUGUUACCUACUUUGACAAACUAAAGAAGAAAUAUACCCUUGCCCCAUCCGAACAAGGUGACGUAACACAGAGGGAGAGAACUCUCCAGGAGAGAGAACCAGUUGUCGCAGAGGACGUUGCUGUUGAGGACAAGCCAAAAAGUGCCCCUAACCUGAUUGUUUCUGAGGAAUCUACUGCGGUCCAGACAGCCCCUAAAUCCUGUGUUGCAAUGGCUACAGCAGUUGAGCCAGCACCUGUACUGACUGAAGAUCGGGAUCUGUCUACUCCUUUAGGUGUACGUGAAGUUACCGACGAUGUUGUUGCUGCAUCAUUAAACUCUGCUCAAAAAUCUGAAACUGCUAAGGCACCUGCUUCUCAAGAACAAGUAGCAGCACCCGCAGCGGAGGAGGCAAAAGCAGAGUCUGUGCCUGCUGAACAAGUAACAGAAGCCCCUGCACAAACUUCAGAACCCGCAGCUCAAGAAGAGAAACCUGCCACAGAGGCACCAGCAGAACCAGCUCAGGAAGAAGCUAAGGUAGAGGCACCCGCUGCUGAAGAGAAGCCUGCAGAAUCAACAGAGGAACAAAAGGCAGAACCAGCUGCACCAUCAGAAACACAAACUGAGCAGAAAGAGGAAAGUGCUCCGGCAGAAGAAGCAGCUCCGGCACCUGAGACACCAGCUGAACCAGCUGUUCAGGAAGAAAUUAAGGCAGAUGAGGCAGCACCAGUAGAGUCUACACCCCCAGCAGAGGCUGCGGAAGCUGCUGAAGAAAAACCAGCUGAGGAAGCACCUGCAGCUGAAGAGAAACCAGCUGAGGAAGCACCUGCAGCUGAAAAGAAACCAGCUGAGGAAACACCUGCAGCUGAGGAAGCACCUGCACCGGCAGCUGAGGAGGCACCUGCACCAGCAGCAGAGGAAGCACCUGCAGCUGAAGAGGAACCAGCUGAGGAAGCACCUGCAGCUGAAGAGGCACCUGCACCAGUAGCUGAGGAAGCACCAACAGCAGAGCAGACACAGGCUGAGGAAGCACCUGCACCGGCAGCUGAGGAGGCACCUGCACCAGCAGCAGAGGAAGCACCUGCUGCUGAAGAGAAACCAGCUGAGGAAGCACCAGCAGCUGAAGAGAAACCAGCCGAGGAAUCACCUGCAGCUGAGGAGGCACCUGCACCAGCAGCAGAGGAAGCACCUGCUGCUGAAAAGAAACCAGCUGAGGAAGCACCUGUAGCUGAAGAGAAACCAGCUGAGGAAGCACCUGCAGCUGAAGAGAAACCAGCUGAGGAAACACCUGCAGCUGAGGAAGCAACUGCACCGGCAGCUGAGGAGGCACCUGCACCAGCAGCAGAGGAAGCACCUGCAGCUGAAGAGAAACCAGCUGAGGAAACACCUGCAGCUGAGGAAGCACCUGCACCGGCAGCUGAAGAGUCACCUGCACCUGCAGCAGAGGAAGCACCAGCACCAGAGCAGUCACAGGCUGAGGAGGCACCAGAGGCACCCGCAGCAGAGCAGUCACAGGCUGAGGAGGCACCAGCACCAGUAGUUGAGGAAGCACCGGCAGCUCAGGAGGCACCAGCACCUGCAGCUGAGGAAGCUCCUGCAGUCCAGGAAGAAAUUAAGGCAGAAGAGUCAGCACCAGUAGAGUCCACACCAGCAACAGAGGAAAAAGCAGCUGAGGAAGCACCCGCAGCUGCAUCUGAAGAAGCGCCUGUAGCUGAGGAAAAGCCAGCUGAAGAAGCACCAGCACCAGCAGCUGUAUCUGAACAGGAACAAGCACCUGAAGAAAAGCCAGCUGAAGAAGCACCUGCAGUUGAGGAAGCACCAUCAGAACAGGCUGCUGAAACACCAGCAGAGGAAGCACCUGCUGAGCAAGCACCAGUGGCUGAGGAAAAACCUGCUGAGGAAGCACCUGCACCGGCAGCAGAGGAAGCACCUGCACCGGCAGCAGAGGAAGCACCCGCACCUGCCCCCGCAACAGAGGAAGCGCCAGCCCCCGCAGCAGUGGAAGCACCUGCAGCAGUGGAAACACCAGCACCCGCAGCAGAAGAAGCACCUGCACCCGCAGCGGAAGAAGCACCUGCACCUGCUCCCGCAGCAGAGGAAGCACCUGCAGCAGUGGAAACACCAGCACCCGCAGCAGAGGAAGCACCUGCAGCAGAGGAAACACCAGCACCCGCAGCAGAAGCACCUGCACCCACAGCGGAAGAAGCACCUGCACCUGCAGCAGAGGAAGCACCUGCACCUGCUCCCGCAGCAGAGGAAGCACCUGCACCCGCAGCAGAGGAAGCACCAGCACCUGCACCCGCAGCAGAAGAAAAACCUGCAGAACAAACACCAGCACCUCAAGCAGAGUCAACAGAGCCCUCAUCAGCGGAACCAGCAGCAGAAGAGAGCAAACCUGAGAGUGAACAAACAGCCCAGGCAGAACAGGCUCCAGCAGCUGAACAAGCUCCCGCUGCUGAACAGGGGUGAACUACAGACAAACUGUGAACAUGUGCAAAUCUUCAGUAUUACAAUCUCUUUCUCACAGACUUUUUUCCAAAUUGACUCUUGUUUCGUUUAAGCAUGUUAUUCUUUAAGAUCGUUAAAAUAUGGGAUUUAUUGAAGGUGAUACUUUGGCUACGGUUAAAGUAAUGAUCUGUUAUUAAUUGUGACAAGAAACCCUGACUGUAGCACUGAACACCAGCGUUGUCUUCUUGUUAAAGGUAGCCGCGUACAAGCUUCAGAUAAUUGUAUAUAUGUUUUUUGUCUACCUGAACUUGUAUGCAACACGCCUGUACAUCCUUCAGGAAACAAUAAUACAUUCUGUUCAGUGCCCUGAAACUGUAUAACCGAUGUGAAUGUAUAUUGAAUGAAUGGCGAAAAUCGGAAUGUAUGCUUGUGUACAAUAAAUAACCUGUAUAUACAUGA